Molecule: messenger RNA, 5620 nt
Organism: Fundulus heteroclitus (mummichog)
Lineage: Eukaryota; Metazoa; Chordata; Actinopteri; Cyprinodontiformes; Fundulidae
Gene: rbm27
Product: RNA binding motif protein 27
Exons: 22
Coding region: 148-3327 (1059 amino acids)
Biological process (GO): mRNA processing
Cellular component (GO): nucleus
Molecular function (GO): metal ion binding; RNA binding
Source: RefSeq, a predicted model, not a curated record
CAACUCACGUUGCCAUGCCGUAAAACAGUUCGUGCGACCUGCCAGUAGAGAAGACAGAAGGCCUUAAAGCUUUUAAAUGUAUAGACGAUGAAAGUUGGGUUGACGGAGCGCACUUUCUACUUCUAGGCCGUAUAAGUCAUUUUCACCAUGAUCAUAGAGAAUGUGGAAGCCCUGAAGACGUGGCUUGCAAAACUCCUGGAGCCGAUAUGUGAUGCCGAUCCCUCUGCGUUGGCCAACUAUGUGGUGGCUCUUGUGAAGAAAGACAAACCAGAGAAGGAGCUGAAAGCCCUCUGUGCUGACCAGCUCGAUGUUUUCCUACAAAAGGAAACGGUAGGAUUUGUAGAUAACCUUUUUGAGUCGUUGACGACAAAGAACUACCUGGGUAACCCUGCUGCCAAAGAGGCACCAAAAGAGGAGGUUAAAGCACCUGCAAUCAAGGCUGAUGUUGUUGAGGCGGAAACUCCAGAGGAGGAGAGAGAAAACAGACGCAGGAGGAGUCCCCUGAGAAACCGCUCUGACUUCAACGAAUCCAGGAGCCGCGACGACAGGAGGCGGGACGAGCGCAAGCGGCGCGAAUUUGAGCGCCACGGGAAAGCCUGCGACGCCCACCGUGAUCGAGAGCGCCACGAGCGGCGCAGAGGCAGCCCCCGGGGGAGGAGCUACAGCCGGAGCCGCAGCAGGAGCCGCAGCGGCAGCCGAGGGAAGAGCAGGGACAGGGAGCACCGAGGAGGCAGAGAGUUCAAGUCAAAGUUUGAGGUGGAGAGAAAGGACGGGGAUGGAUACAACACCUCCGCCACAUCCGGCUCCCAGCAGCAGCACCCACCGCCCCUCCUGCCCCUUCCCGCCCCUCCGCACCCCUUCUCCUCGGCUUCUUCAUCCGCCGGGGCGUCUGGAGCCGGAGGGGUUCCUGUGGUGACCCUGGCUCACCUGCCCGACAGCACUACAGACAGCUGGUCAAGCUACUACAACGCUCAGAGGCAAGAUGGCAUCGGCAAGCCCUUCAGCGGCAAGAAUACUCAGCUCAAGCAGCGAUGCAGGGACUAUGACGAAAAAGGAUUCUGCGUCCGUGGUGACCUUUGUCCCUUCGACCACGGCAGCGACCCCCUCAUCGUCGACGAUGUCACCCUGCCCAAAAUGAUUCCUUUCCCGCCCCCUCCCGUCAUGCCUCCCACCGGCUUGCCGAUGCCCCCGAUCACUGAGCCGCCUCCCUCACUCAGGUUGCCAGCAAUGCCCCCGUACCCCCAGCCGCCGCCACCGGGCGUCUUCCCAAUGACAGGACCCCCACUGAUAGCUACCAGUGGGAUCGAUACCCCCAACCAUCAGUCUGCAAUCACUUCUUCUCCCCCCAUUGGACCACCUGGAGUGGGGCUCCCACCUACUCUUCCUCCUCCUCCUCCUCCUCCUCCUGCUCCUCCUCAGCCUCCUUCCUCGUCCUCAUCUGUGUCUCUGCGGCCCCAAUAUGUCCAGUCUGAAUAUAACUAUGAUCCUGAAGGCUACAACCCAGAAUCUCCAGGACUGACUGCUGCAGGUCGUAAUUCUUAUCGGCAGUUUAUCCCUCGAGUCCAGACCCAACGCUCCAACCUCAUUGGCCUCACGUCUAACGAAGGACAAGGAUCCAGAGCUGCCAACAUAGUGAUCCAGACAGAACCUGAAACUGCGUCCAACUCUCCUAGAAAUCGUUUCAACACUGAGCAGGACAACAGGAAGAGGAUGAUGGGAGCCAGUACAGCUGAGGGUCCAGCAGCUAAAAAGCCUUGGAUGGAGAAAUUUUCACAUUUUCUUCAAGAAUCCGCUGAUAAAAGGCUAAACUUUAGCAGUCAAGAAAAGAAUAUCUUUCCAAAGAGGAACCACUACGUGAACACAAAGCUGGAGGUGCGCAAGAUCCCACGCGAACUGAACAACAUCACGAAGCUCAACGAGCAUUUUAGCAAGUUUGGAACCAUCGUCAAUAUACAGGUUGUAUUUGGCGGCGACCCUGAGGCCGCACUGAUCCAGUACACAAAGAACGAUGAGGCCAGACGGGCCAUAUCCAGCACCGAGGCCGUCCUCAACAACCGCUUCAUCCGUGUGUACUGGCACCGGGAGUCUGGCAACAACAUCGCGGGUCAGGAGCAGACGUCAGGGAGCCACGGGGCUGGGUCGGCGCCCGGCCAAGGCCUGCAGCACGGCAACAUGCACAAGCCACAGGUGAUCAAACAACAUAGUCCAGGUGCCUACGUACUAAACAACACGGUACCCAAACAUCACCUGAAUGCAGCACCUGGAACCACGACCGCGACAAAGACGGAUGUCCUGAAUCCAAACUCGGACCCUCUCAUUGUGGCACCUAACACCCAGAAAGGCCCCUACACUCCUACUGGCCCCAAAUCUUCCUCAAAGAGCCUUGGGAAAACUGGAAAAGCACUGGAAGCGCAGGAAGCUAUGAAAAAGAAGCAGGAGGCAAUGAAACUCCAACAGGACAUGAGGAAGAAGAAACAGGAGAUGUUGAAGACACAGAUCGAGUGUCAGAAAGCGCUGAUCAACCGCUUGGAGAAAAACCGAACUAUGAAGCCUGAGGAGCGGGCCAACAUCAUGAAAACCCUGAAGGAGCUAACAGAGAAGAUUACCCAGCUGCAGAAUGAAAUGAACCCUACCUCUCAGGUCUCAAGUGGCAAAACCAACCACAGCCAACCCAAGACCAAGACGGAUGCCCAGAAGGAGUUGCUGGAUGCUGAAUUAGACUUUCACAAGAAAAUGGGCUCUGGGGAAGACACGACAGACCUUAAGAGAAAACUUGGGCAGCUACAGGUGGAGGCGAAACGACUGGGUCUGAUCCCGCCGACGGGUCGAGGUCGAGGCCGGGGGAAGAUGGCACUGGAUCCCGGCACCAUGCACCCGGGCCGGGGCAGGAGCCGAAGCCGGGAGAUGAUGGCUCGCGGCGUCAACCGCAUGGUGGUGGACCACAGACCCAGAACGCUUGCUAUUUUAGGAGUGACGCAGGAGGAAAAGGAAGAGCUAAUGCCACACUUUGUGAAAUUUGGUGAAAUCGAAGAGCUGCGGGACACCGAUGCCAACACUGUCAUCAUAACGUUUAAGACACGAAGCGAAGCAGAGAAUGCAGCCAAUCUGGGAGCGAAGUUCAAAGGUCGUGUUCUGCAGAUUUCCUGGUACAAGCCCAAGACGUCGUUGGUCGCAUCCGAACCUGAGGUGGAGGAGGCUAAAGACGAAGAGAAAGCGAAGGAGCCGAGCUCGUAUCUACCAGGAAACGAUGAAGGGAGGGAGGACGAAGAAGAGGAGGAGGAUGACGAUGAAGACGACGAGUAUGAGAGCCGGUCUUGGAGACGAUAAGAAGACCGAUUUGUCCCUGCAUGCCCAACCGUGGAUUGUGUUAUUUUAUUAUUUUCUCCCUGCAUUCAAGGAAACAGUUUUUUCCCCCCCUCUUUAUAUUAAUUUUAGACUUGAAUUAAAGGAAAACAUCUUUGCUUUUUGGCAAAUGUCUAAAAACAAAAAGAGUUUAGAGGGUCCUUAGUUUUUGUAUACCUCAGUGAAACAUGUAGAGCAUCUCACUUUUGCUGAGAGUGAUAAAUGCUUUGUUCUUAUAGAUUAAAAAGAAAAAAAUCUACGUAUGUUUUAGUGUGCUUAUCAGAUGAUUAAUAUCAGCAAUGCACAACAUUUGUGUCUACUGUGAAUAGGUAUUUUUAUACAUACUGUAUUUAAGCGCUUUUUCUCACCAGUUUUUUGUAAAAAAUAAAAUAAAAUAAAAAGAUGAUAAUAAUAAAACAAUCUCACCCUCAGUUCAGGGACAGCCAUUCCAUCACCAGUAGAAGGCUUGCUACCGCUUCCAGAGAGAAUUUUAUUUAUUUUUUUUUUUCACCACCUCGAUGCACUGUGUUGUACCUGAUAUGAUUUCCAACUUCACCUUAAUCUCAGUGUAAUUUUUUUUUUUUUUGGCUGUCGCUAGCCCUAAAAUGUUAAUGAUCCCAAGUGUUUUUGAUUUACAGUUGUUAGAUCUGGCACCCCCAGCAUGUCAAGGUGCUGAUGUACCAAAUUAAGAGCGGGUGCAGGUACUGACGGGUCCUAGUGCAGUAGAUCAGUGUUUGCAAAUCAUUGUCUCUAUGUCAACCAGACAGUUUUGUAGCAGAUAUCCCAAAUUUUCCCCCUUUUUUAUUUUUAUUUUAUAGCUCACUCUGUCCAGUGCCACUCUUUGUGAAUACGCACCAAACAUACACAGGCGUUUUAAAAGGGGGUGUAAAAUUCUCACUUGUUGAACUAAGGCUCCAACAAGGCUGAUCAGAUCGCCCAUUUCCAAGAUGUGACAUCCAUAGACAGGUGUUUGAAUGUAGUACUGAACAGUUGAUUUUAUUAUAAAGAAAUAUAUAUAUAUAGGUGUAAUUUCUUUGCCUUAAACGAUCAGCUGGUCGCUGAGUUUUUACAGGAUUUGUCAUUUACUUUUUGUAAAUUUUGUAAAUGCUUUGAAGAGGAAUUAGUUUAACUUUGGAUUUUUCUUUCCUUUUUUUUUUUCUUGGCAUUUUUGUCACAAAUGACAGGAUUGUAUCAGGUAGAAGGUCAAACACGAGUGCACAAGUUUGCACAUGUGUUGAACAGUCCUUGUUUUGGUUCCUUUUUUACUUUUCAUCUAAGUAGAACGUUUGCUCUAACGAAGCUCUCAGAGCUGCUUCUGAGUUGUUAAAAACACUCUUUGGAAACACACUUGAGUCGUGCAGCACGCCGUAACUUAUCCGCAUGAGUGCAGCCCUCCUGCACAUUGUCAGUGUUCAAAACCUGCUUAGGUGUGCAAGCUUGAUGACUGAAAACUGCUUCCUGUUUUUGCCUUUUUUUAAUAUAUAGAUGUAUAUCUAUAUAUCUUGCACUGUGUUCCCAAAGACAUCAGGAUGGGAGGAGCCCAGUUUGUUCAGAUAAACGCAGAAAGAUGCCAUAAAAAGCCCCAUUCAAUAUAUAAUUGUUUACGUUUAGCUUCCCCGAACUCGACUCAAUCGAUCAUAUCCAGUAGCAACAGAAUGAAGGCAAACUAAAGGUGAGGUUAAUUUAUUAGCAGACAUAAAUCUGCCUGCGUGUAAAUACAUUUAUCUCCGGAACAGUGGCACCACUUAAGAGGUUGCAGAACUGUUUGAAACACUUUUGUCUGUCUGAUAAGAGAGCCUGAUGCAUUUAAUUUUAGAUUUUUCCAUUUCACUUCGCCACAAAGAGGUUUAAGUGUCUUUAUUUUUCUUCUUCUCUUGUUUGAGUAAAAGCAAAUUCUGAGGAUCUGGCUUUUUUUGUUAAUACCUGUAACCUGUCACCCAACAGUGUACAAAAUGUAAAAUGUUUAUUGGAUAAUAGUUUUGGAUUUGUUACUGUUUAUAUUUGCAGGAUGUGUGUGUGUUUUCUUCAUGUAUUUUGUUUGUAUAAAUGGAUUUAUAAUUUACUAGCAUGUUUGCUUUUGCCAAUAAAGACACAGGAAUGGGGUGCUUGUAAGAUGAUCCAGGAAAAGAAAAAAAAAGCAAAUAUAAAUAAUUGGAUUUGGAAAAGAAAAAGCUUAAGUUAAAGAAAAUUGAGGAAAAAGAUGAGAAUAUUGGCCAUGGAAAGAAAAGAAAAAAAAAAGAUACAAGCAAAAGCAUUCCAGAAAAUUCUACCUUUAAAA